Plasmodium malariae is the source of this 597-nucleotide messenger RNA. RefSeq names its product vesicle transport v-SNARE protein, putative. The transcript has 8 exons. Gene Ontology annotation, cellular component: membrane. Bases 1 to 597 code for a protein of 198 amino acids. NCBI's taxonomy places the organism in Eukaryota, Apicomplexa, Aconoidasida, Haemosporida, Plasmodiidae. The record is from RefSeq and is a predicted model, not a curated record. Gene Ontology annotation, biological process: intracellular protein transport.
AUGAUUACUUACUCAGAAUACCUUGAUGAAUAUGUGAAAGAUUUAAAUAAUUAUUGCCAUAAAAUAAAAAAGUCAAUUUUUAACAUCGGAAAUCGAGGGGAUUACGAAAAAACGAGAGAAUAUGUUUUAGAAGCUGAAAAAUGUAUAAAGCAAAUUAUAAUAGAAACAAAUAGUUUGCCAAAAGGAUCUCAUAAAAUAUUUGAUGAAAUAAAUAAAUAUAAUUCAGACCUAAAGAAAUAUAAAAGUAUUUUAGAAAGAAUGAGUAGCGAUUAUUAUUCCGAUGAAGCUAUCAACAAUAGAGAAUAUGACAUUACAAGAAAGUACGUGGAGGGGACAAACUUUCUAAAAGAAUCUGAGAAGAGAGCCCAAGAUGUUGAAGACAUGGGUUACACAAUAAUGAACGAGCUGACCUCGCAGAGGAGUGCCAUCCUGAGGACCAAACUAUAUACUGGCGAAACGAGGCAGGAACAAAAUAGAGUAAAGCGCAUGCUCUUGAGUAUAUACCAAAAUAAGCUGCUGUUUAAAUGUUUACUCAUAUUAAUAAUAAUAUUGUUGGUAAUAGCAAAUAUAGGGAUUAUAAUAUACAAGAUAAAAUGA